AGCCCGAGGAACCGGAAGCAGAGCGGGCGUGAGGCUCCCAUCAUGCCCCGCGGCGGCGGCUGUUCAAAUCGGGGCCGGGACUCCGGAGACGGCCGAGCGCGAGGCAGAAAAUGGCGGGGCCGGGCCGCCAGGAGCGGGCAGCUGACCUGCUCCAGACCGAGCCCGCGGAGGCCCCGACGGUGACCCCGGAGCUCGCCGCGGGACGGGGCGGCGGCGGCGGCGGCGGCAGCAGCGCGGGGGCGGUGGCGGCGUUUCACUGCCCGCAGGGCCCGGCCGGCCGCGCCCCGGGCUGCCGCUCGGUCUCGGUGGUGUUCCCCGGCCCCGUGACCCAGCAGGGCUGCUGCCACUUCGCCUGCGAGCUCCUCAAGCACGUGCUGUACCAGCGGCACCAGCUGCCCCUGCCCUACGAGCAGCUCGCCUACUUCUGCAGGAGGGCGCUGCCCCGCCAGCCGCAGGAUGGAGAUGCAAUUAAGAAGUUGCCACAUCCCCCAGACCUAGGGAGCAGCAGGAAGUGCCAGCAGUUGCUAAUAGACCUGGAGGGAGUGUUCUGGCACUUGGAAGCCAUUUUCAACCUGACAUUGGUCCCUCGGGUCCUUAUUCUAGUUGGUGGAAAUGCCAUGAGCCCCAAGGAGCUCUAUGAGAUCAACUUGGAGGGCAUCUCUAUAGGCAAUGCUGAGGAGAGUCUGCAAACACCGUCCUGUGUUCGUAAGCUUUUCCACUCACUCUUCCUUGCAGACGUCUUCAGUGAGUUACAGGCUGUUCCUGUCAUGGGAACCAUUGUCAUGGUCCAAGGCCACCGUGACUGUGGCAUUGACUGGUUCCGACCCAAGCUCAACUACAAAGUGCCAACACGUGGAAGGAAGUUGACUGUCAACUUGUCCUGUGGUGGAAACAGCAGUACAAAUUCAUCUUCUCAGCAGGGAGUGACCUCUGUGUGGGACAACUACAUAUGGUUCCAAGCACCAGUGACAGUUAAGGGUUUCCAUGAAUGACUCUUGAUCUAUAGCAUUUUAAUGAGACAUUUUAAAUCAGUUGGUGCUACUUUAGUUGUUGCAAAAGAAUGUUUUUAUGAUCUGUAACUACACUUCUCUGAAUCCUAUAUCCAGGGAAUCUGCUACAUGCAUGCAGCUGGGGUGUGUUCCAUUGUCCAUACAACAGAGCUUUAAAUAUCCUCAUACAAGGGGAAAGCACUAGAGCAGUUUUGCCCACAGAUAUAGGUCUCUUGGGGGAACUGAGUCAGGAAGAAGGAAUUCCCUAGAGGGUUGGUGGGAGUAAUUUUGUUUGUGCAGCAUUCCCACUUACUCAGCCAAUACUUGAAGCAGCCUUUUCUGGGAGUAUCAUGGUAUUCACACAGCUGUUCUCCUCUUCUUGCUGAUAAAGUAGUGUACAAUAUUAAUGGAUGAAUUGGGACUUGAUUAAUGGGUGCUUAUGCUUAAUUUGGGGCUGACAAGGGCUAUCUAGCAGGUCAUAUUAAGCCACUCAGGAUCUCAUCUCCUUUACCGUCUAGUAAUUCCAUGAAAAUGGAGGGAGGGGUUGGAGUUGCAUAGCUAUAAGAAGAAUCACUUAAGGGAUGUAAUUUGUGUGAGGAAUGUUCUAAAGAGGGAGACCUCUAACCAUGAGAGAGGUCUUCUGCCCAGCACUGCUUUUUCUAUACUUGUGGAAGAAUGGAUGUCUGAGCAAUGCCACUUACACCAGUGUGAGAAGGCUCUGAAUGUUUUAAAUUGUCCAGCAUCAGUGAAACCAUAUAAAUGAUUCAUGUUUCAUUUCUA
Molecule: messenger RNA, 1769 nt
Organism: Mauremys mutica (yellowpond turtle)
Lineage: Eukaryota; Metazoa; Chordata; Testudines; Geoemydidae
Gene: MAD2L1BP
Product: MAD2L1 binding protein
Exons: 3
Coding region: 111-992 (293 amino acids)
Biological process (GO): regulation of exit from mitosis
Cellular component (GO): nucleus
Source: RefSeq, a predicted model, not a curated record